CGAGCCGAACCGAGCCGAACCGAGCCGAAAAGAGCCGAAAAGAACCGAACCAGACUCACCGGCUCCGAUGUAAACACGCCGUGGUCCGUGCGCUCUGAGGCUCGGCUGGAAACACGCGCGAAGAAAGGUUCCGUCCCGGCUCCUGAUCCGGAUCAGAGCUCAGGAAUCCAGGACAAAGACCACGACCAGACCAGGACCAGACCAGGACCCCAGAGAGACCAGACUCCACACGCAACAGUUACAACCAAGACUAAACCAGGACUAAACCAGGUCUAAACCAGGACUAAACCAGGAUUAUGGCAGACUCCAGCAGCAGUGGCCUUCCGGACUCCUCCACAGAGUUCUCCUCAGUCCAGGACUACGCCAGACCAGCGCUGCGUCUGGUGCAGUGGGAGGAGCCUAAGAAGUCGGCCGCCGCCUUCCUCUUGUCGCUGACGGUGCUGGUCUCCAUGGCGACGCUGUCCGUCAUCAGCGUGGUGUCGUACCUGCUGCUCACCUGUCUGUGCUGCACCAUCACCUUCAGAGUUUAUAAAGCUGUGAUCCAGGCUCUGCAGAAAUCAGAUGAAGGACACCCCUUCAGGUCUCUUCUGGAGCGAGACCUGGAGCUGACACAGGACUCGUUCCGACAGUUUGCAGAUCAGACUCGGAUUUACCUGAACCGGAUCCUGGUCCAAACCCGGAGACUCCUGUUAGUCCAAGACCUGGUGGACUCCCUCAAGUUCGCUGGAGUCAUGUGGAUCCUCACGUACAUCGGAGCUGUGUUCAACGGACUCACACUGCUCAUCCUGGUGGACGUGGCAGCUUUUACCGGACCUCUGCUGUACCAGAAGAACAAAGUGCAGGUGGAUGAGUUUGUGGAGCGCGCUCAGAAGAAGCUGGACCUGGCUCUGCUCCGGUUGCAGGAUCGUCUUCCUGGAGCCGUCAAGAAACUCAAACCAGAAUAA
Boleophthalmus pectinirostris (great blue-spotted mudskipper) is the source of this 944-nucleotide messenger RNA. RefSeq names its product reticulon-3-B-like. Lineage: Eukaryota; Metazoa; Chordata; Actinopteri; Gobiiformes; Gobiidae. The record is from RefSeq and is a predicted model, not a curated record. Bases 297 to 944 code for a protein of 215 amino acids. Gene Ontology annotation, biological process: endoplasmic reticulum tubular network formation; brain development; neuron differentiation. Gene Ontology annotation, cellular component: neuron projection; postsynaptic density. The transcript is spliced from 9 exons.